AUGUCGGAAUCCAGGACACCAGGCGAGCGGCCUCACAUAAUACUGCUGGCAACAUGCGACACCAAGAUGGAAGAAAUCACAUUCGUGCACAACCGGCUCUCAACACUAAAUCCUGACAGCCGUCUAACACUCAUCGAUAUCGGGCGGACUGCCGUGUCCAACCCGUUGAUCACAGUCUCCCCAGACCAACUAGUACGGACCACAUCUUCAAAACCGCCUCCGGACAUGGCCUCACAGACGCGAGCCGCGUAUUCCAAGACCAUCACCUCGGCGGCGACAUCCUACAUACACGCUCAGCUUGGUAACCCCAGGACGUCGUCCCAAACUUCCGGCCAGGACGAGAACGACAGCCGCAGCCACCACCCACCGGUCCACGGCAUCAUCGGCAUAGGCGGCAGCACGGGGUCCUCGAUCGUCGCCGCCGUGAUGCGCGCCGCCGUGCCCAUCGGCGUGCCCAAGCUGCUGGUCAGCACCAUGGCCAGCGGCGACGUGGGCCACCUGGUCGGCGGCGUCGACCUGACGCUCAUGUACAGCGUGGUCGACAUUGCCGGGCUCAACUUCCUGUCCGAGCGCGUGCUGGGCAACGCGGCGGCGGCCAUGGCCGGCAUGGCGCGGGCGUACGCGUCAUCGACGACAACGACGACGGGCUCCUCGCCGUCCCAGGCAGACGGUGCACCGCGGCAGCAGCGGAAGCAGCGCAUCGCGCUGACCAUGUUCGGGGUCACGACGCCCGGGGCGGACCGGAUCCGGGCGCUGCUGACGCGGGCGCCGCACGGGGCCGAGGUGGUCGUGUUCCACGCGACGGGGGCGGGCGGGCGGGCGAUGGAGGCGCUGGUGGCGGCGGGCGAGUUCGACGCCGUGGUGGACCUGACGACGACCGAGGUGGCGGACGAGGUGGGCGGCGGCGUGCUGAGCGCGGGGCCGGACCGGCUGGCCGCCGCCGGCGCCGCCGGCCUCCCGCUCGUGCUCAGCGUCGGCGCCUGCGACAUGGUCAACUUCGGCCCGCGGCCCAGCGUCCCCGCGGCCUUGGCCCGUGAGGCCGAGGCCGGCCGGCGCACGCUGCACGAGCACAACGCCGCCGUGACGCUGCUGCGCACGAGCGCUGACGAGAGCCGGCGGGUGGCGGCUUUUAUGGUGGAAAAGCUGCGGGCCUCCCGGCGGCCCGACAGGGUCCGCGUGCUGCUGCCGACUGAGGGCAUCAGCAUGAUUUCGGGAAAGGGCGGGCCGUUUGAGGACCGCGCGGCGGACGAGGCGCUGUUCCGGGGUCUGGAGGAGGGACUUGAGGGGAGUGGGAUUCGGGUCGAGCGUCAUGCGGUUGAGAUCAAUGAUCCAGUGUUUGCAGAGAAGGUUGUGGAGGCUCUCGUAGGGCUGCAGAGUAUCUCUUGA
Molecule: messenger RNA, 1386 nt
Organism: Neoarthrinium moseri
Lineage: Eukaryota; Fungi; Ascomycota; Sordariomycetes; Amphisphaeriales; Apiosporaceae
Exons: 1
Coding region: 1-1386 (461 amino acids)
Source: RefSeq, a predicted model, not a curated record